Molecule: messenger RNA, 1531 nt
Organism: Phymastichus coffea
Lineage: Eukaryota; Metazoa; Arthropoda; Insecta; Hymenoptera; Eulophidae
Product: E3 ubiquitin-protein ligase RNF180-like
Exons: 3
Coding region: 199-555 (118 amino acids)
Biological process (GO): protein polyubiquitination; norepinephrine metabolic process; serotonin metabolic process
Cellular component (GO): endoplasmic reticulum membrane
Molecular function (GO): ubiquitin protein ligase activity; ubiquitin conjugating enzyme binding
Source: RefSeq, a predicted model, not a curated record
UUCCCCGCUCUUUAGUCGUGUGUACGUAGGUGCAUACUGCCAAUUCAUCUCUGAUACUGCAAACUAGGUACACAUAUCUGCCGUUGUUGUUGCGUAGCUCCUGCCUCGGACGGACAAAACGUCAACAACAGCCACUGUACGCUGUGAGAAAGAGACACGAGACGCUAACAGCGACGACAGACUGAAUGCUGCUACGAAAUGCCCGCCAAAAUAACCGAGAUCAAAUGCAAACGAUGCCGCAACGUUCUGUUUACCGAGGAGGCUUCACCUUCGCUCACAGCUCAUGGCCAGGAGAUCGGCAUUGGUUCCAGAAAUACCAGAUGUAACAGUGACGUGCCAGAAGAUUGCCUCUAUCUCGCCGAGGACAGUAUGCCCGACUGGAUACACGAGGUCGUCGAUCGAGAAAACUGGAUAAAAGGGAAACUGCAUUGUCCACUUUGUCGUGCUCGAAUUGGAUCCUUUGAUUUUGUCAGUCAGAGAAAGUGCAAUUGUGGACAAUUUAUACCACCACCAAUUAGAAUAAUAUAUUCAAAAGUAGAUGUUCCACAUCGGUGAUGCUAUUCAGAUUGAUUGCAAAGUUAAACAACAUUGAAAUCAUCAUUAUUACAUUUGCAUAUUAAAAUGUUUUGAAUAGAGAUGUGAAAGGAACCAUAGAUCAUAAGUACACAUAUUGUUUAUAUGAUCUAAAUUACCUGACACAAAAUUAAUCCUGUUACACUGCAAUAAGUUAUGUUAAUUAUGAUAGAGUAUAUCUAUUUCUGUAGUUUAACAUUUAUGAUGCAAAGUAAUUUAAUGACACUGAUUCAUGCAAAUUAGUUAGCAAGUUGAAACAAUUUACUUAAAAGUGUCUCAUUGAAAAUUUUAAUAAAUUUUAAAUAUUAGUUAUAUUAAUUAUUGUUAUGAAAUCAAAAAUCCAUAAUGAACAGAAUAGUACAAAUAAAAUUCAAAGCUCUUUGCUAUAUUUAGCAAGGGAGCUUAUAUUUUUUUAUUCAAUGUGUUAUUUAUAAAAUCUCAUAUAGUAAAUAUCAAAAAUGAAAUGUUCCAUCAGAUUAAAAUUCUACUUGGCUGAUAAAAUAUUUACAAAUGAAUAGAUUUAAUUUUAAUUAUCAUUAUUAGACUGACAUCAUUUAUUAUUUUAAAAGAUAUUCUAAAUUAUAGAUAUUUAUGAGACGUUUCAGUUAUGGAUGAAAUAUACUAAGCAAUUCAUAAACUUUCUUCUAUAUAUUUUUUCAGAAACAAUUUUUGGUUGGAGUGAAAUUUAUAUUUUUGUUUCCAGUAUGUAUUAUCAAAGUCUACCAGUUAUACUGUUGUCCUUUAAAAAUAACUAUUUACUACACAAAUUUUAUUUACAAUAGUAGGUACUCAAUUGUAGAUAUUCAUUACUCUUGCUAGACUUGUUAGAUAUUCAUCACUUACAAUAUUAUGGAAAUAGUGUUUAAAUAUUAUAUUGUAUUUUUACUUGUGAUACGUCUUAUGGCGAUUCAUACUGUAAAAUACAAAUAUAUAAUAAUAAAUAAACGUCAUUUCAAAA